CUCCGUUGAAUUCAAGGCUGAUACGAACAAGAGCCGCCACGUCUGCAGUGAACCACGUCAACUUUCAAAGAUCAUACAAUUAUAAGCCUCACCAAGGACUCACUUGCUCCCUUCAACAGCUUUCUCGUGCACAGCGCCGGUACUGAGUCAUCCUCACGUGCACCAAUCAGACCCCUCUCUGUUGGAACGAUCCGGGAGCCUGCUUAGUCGUUGAUGGACUUGGUUGCCACUUUGGACCACCGAACCACGCACUUCCCCCGACCAAAACUUCACCAUUUCACCCCUGACGAGAAAGCGAAAAGCGGCGGAAGCGUUAUCGUCCUCGAUCUCAUAUAGUUUACCACCCAGCAAGAGGAUUGCUUCCGCCCUUUCACCAGCGGCGACUACGACAAGCAUGGCGGACUCGGACGAAUAUAUGUCUGGGAUGUCGAGCGAGGAUGAUAUUCUGCAGGAUGAGUCGGACAAUGAGUCGGGAGAUGAUUUCGGAUUCGAUGAGCCGGAGCCUGAUUUAGAAAUCUCGCAGAAGGAGUCUACAAGAGAGAAGAGGAGACCGUUCGAAGUUACAUAUAAAGUUUACCAUCCGGAUGAUAUACAGAAGCAGCAGGAUGAGUUAAUCGAUGAGGUUAAUAUGAUUCUCGACUUAAAGAAGGAGGAUGCGGCAAUCAUAUUACGACACUUUCGAUGGAACAAGGAGAGGUUGAUUGAGGACUAUAUGGAUAGACCGAAGAAGGUCCUGGAGGAGGCUGGGCUAGGUCCUAGCACCGAGGGACCGCCUACACUACAAGUCAUCCCUGGCUUCGUUUGCGAUAUAUGCUGCGAGGACGAAGCGGGGCUCUUGACAUUUGCUAUGAAGUGUGGUCACAGAUACUGCGUCGAUUGCUAUAGACAAUAUUUGGCACAAAAGAUCAAGGAAGAGGGCGAGGCCGCUCAUAUCCAGUGCCCACAGGACGGAUGCAAGCGGAUUAUGGAUUCGAAGUCAAUGGACCUACUCGUGGCAUCGGAUUUGAACAACAGAUACCGCGAAUUGCUUACACGGACCUAUGUCGAGGACAAGAAUGCGCUGAAAUGGUGCCCUGCUCCAGAUUGCGUAAACGCUGUCGAAUGCAAGAUCCAGAAGCGUGAUCUGGACAAGGUGGUACCUACAGUGGCUUGCGACUGUGGCUAUCGCUUUUGCUUCGGAUGCAUUCUCACAGACCAUCAGCCAGCUCCUUGUGAGCUAGUGAAGCGCUGGCUUAAGAAGUGCGCCGAUGAUUCUGAGACUGCGAACUGGAUCUCCGCCAACACGAAGGAGUGCCCUAAGUGUAACUCGACGAUCGAGAAGAACGGUGGGUGCAACCAUAUGACGUGCAGAAAGUGCAAGCAUGAAUUCUGCUGGAUGUGCAUGGGUUUAUGGUCAGAACACGGAACGAGUUGGUACAACUGCAAUCGAUUCGAGGAGGGCAGCGGAUCCGAUGCGCGUGAUGCUAUGGCUAAGUCUAGGGUGUCGCUCGAGCGAUACCUUCAUUACUACAACCGUUAUGCCAACCACGAACAAUCGGCAAAACUUGAUAAGGAUAUUGCAACGAAGACAGAGAAGAAGAUGGUUCAGCUACAGUCAGCGUCCGGUCUCUCUUGGAUUGAAGUCCAAUACCUUAACUUGGCAUCCCAGGCUCUCCAAACCUGUCGUCAGACCUUGAAGUGGACCUACGCGUUCGCCUUCUACCUUGCUCGCAACAACUUAACCGAGAUGUUCGAAGACAACCAGAAGGACUUGGAGAUGGCAGUUGAGAACUUAUCAGAGAUGUUCGAGAAGCCAGUAGCAGAACUGGCUGAUGCCAACCUAAGGGUCGAUAUCAUGGACAAGACGUCCUAUUGCAACAAGCGUCGUGUCAUUUUGCUCGCUGACACAGCCGAAAACUUGGCAAAUGGUGUGUGGUCUUUCAAUGGGGAUUAUAAUGGCACCGAUUAGCUAUUUUCUAUUUGAUCACCCCCGCUGUCUCUAUAUUGCAGCUUUCUUGAUGCUGCUAGGCAUAGUGGUGCCACCAAGUGUGACGGGUAUCUUUGGGCUGCUUACGGUCGUUCAUUACCAAAGCAUUUGCUGACGGCCAGUAUUUCAGGGGAGUGGCAAUUCACUGUUGACCUGAGCACCCCGGCACCAAGUGCCCUUGCAGCAGCUCUGGCGUCGUCGAAAUAGACAAACAGACCACGAACGACCAGGACAUAUACACCACACUCGAAUAUAUUUGCAUGCAUAGCCGCCGUACAAGGUCGGGGAGAUGAGACCUGCAGCUCUGGAGCGCAGCUCUACUCCAUCUUUUACGUGCAUACUUCCAUAGCCUAGCCUUGGCAUUUCUGUACCAACUCGCGAGCAUUCACGAACUUAUCAUCAUCCACUCAAUCGGACUCAGAAUCAGACACAAAUACACCACAACAAGACAGACACAUCCCACUUUUCAUUUGUACGUUAUGAUGUCGAACAUACAUAAGCAGUACCCGCCUGCCGAGACCUAGAGAGAGGUCUCGUGAAUAUUUUUUUGCCACAGCAUGGGAGAGGGAGGGCGAGGGAGGGAGACUGCAGAAAUACAUUUGUGUGCGAUUGCGAUGGGGAUUUUUUUGAAGCGUUUUUUAGGAGCAUCAAUGGAGGGAGCCAUAGAGAAGGCUGGUAGAUAGAUGGGCGUAAGGUCGAUAUGAGAACAUGGAUCUUAUGAACUACAUAAAAUGACUGUUGAG
Molecule: messenger RNA, 2709 nt
Organism: Pseudogymnoascus verrucosus
Lineage: Eukaryota; Fungi; Ascomycota; Leotiomycetes; Thelebolales; Thelebolaceae
Exons: 2
Coding region: 395-1948 (517 amino acids)
Biological process (GO): positive regulation of proteasomal ubiquitin-dependent protein catabolic process; ubiquitin-dependent protein catabolic process; protein polyubiquitination
Cellular component (GO): cytoplasm; ubiquitin ligase complex
Molecular function (GO): ubiquitin protein ligase activity; ubiquitin conjugating enzyme binding; zinc ion binding
Source: RefSeq, a predicted model, not a curated record